ACACGCUGUUCAUUAAUCCAGGUAUCCCCAAGUCACAUUAAUUUGUUUGAUUUAGUGAGGAUCUAACUGAGAUUUUCACAAGCAUGCUGUGACUAAUGUCUAUUUAUAAAGUCAAUAGUCAUGAAUGGCCCCCAUGAGAAACCCAGCCCAGCGCAAUUGCAUGGGUUUGAGCGUGAUAAAGAACCACUCGACGAAAACCACACACGAAUAAGUGAUGAAAGUGGGAGCAUCAAUGGUGACCAAAGACCUUCUCAACAAAGAGGAACUUACGGUCUUAUAAUCCACCACAUUUCAACAUCCAGCAAUGAAGCUCUCAUUUGCGUGUGUAUCUGCAUAGUGGGCGCAACAUAUGUGCUGCUCGGGAGACUUGGCUUGCUCCUGAUUGGACUCGUUAGUGGUGUCAUCUUACAUUCAUCAUGGGAGGGAACGAACCCCAGCGACAUACCGAACUCCACGACGCGGAGAGAACUUUCAUUGAAUGUUGUCAAUAGACUACUCGAUUGGCCCAGGCGCUCUGUUCAUGCUGAACAUGAACUUGAUGAAAUCCAACCAUUUAUCACCAAGGACCUGCCACAAAUAUCUGUUGAUUAUUCUCCCUUCCCUCCUAAAACAGCAGCUGCGUUGGAUUCAUUGACGGACGCAAUAAUUCGGGACUAUGUGAACCACUGGUAUGAACCGAUUCUGCCUUCUGAAACAACAUUCCCUCGUGCCUGUCGCGAAAUUUUGACCGGUUUUGUCAAGUCAAUGGCCUCCCACCUCGCGCGCAAACGAACUACGGACACUUUCCUUGAGUUUUUGACCAAUUCCUCGUCUAUCAUGAUCGUGUUUCUCAAUGAACUCUCAACUGCUUUUGAAAACGUCGGAUCAUCUACGAAGCCCGAGGAAACUGUUAGGCGCUAUCUUGAACGAUAUCCGGAGAGCAGCCUAGCAAACGUGUUGGCUGACCAACAACAACGGAAAAAACUCAAUAUUAUAGCCGAUGAUAUCCUGUCUAGCUUUCUGGACACUCCAGCUUUUGGCUGUGCCCCUCUUAGAACCUUCUGUCGGGAAAUCUUAUGCGGUGUCGUCUUGGAGUCCACCAUUUCCAACCUUUCACGACCGGAGUGUAUCAACAGCUGGAUAAUACAUCUCUUUAGCGAAGGAGAGUCUGAAAUAAUGAACGCGAUUGAUGCCGGCGUUGAGGGGGCCAGGAACCAGGGCGUAACUACUACGAAACGCCCCGGGGAUGCGGAUGCGCCUCGGUCAACGUCAACCGAUAGCUUUGGUUCGAACUCGAGAUUCUCUAGUCAGGGUUAUAACGAAAAGUCUGAGUAUGCAGACAAAGCAACAGAAGACGCAAUAACUGAAGCAAAACGAUUGAGCGCCUUGAUCGCCGCUCAGGAUUUACAGCAAAAUGGAUCCAAUGAUGAGAACGCCUCAGAAGCCCCUAUUACUUCGCAGAAGGAGGACCCUGCCUUGGAUUCUGAUAUUAUAACGAGAAAUAAAGAAUCUGUACUCGAGCCAGUGGAGAGGCAGGGGCGUCCAGGAAUUUUGCCAGAUGCGGCCAUUUCUCGGAUGAACAAUGCUGAACCAGAAUCAGCGUUCUCAUCGCCGAUGCAAGCGAGUCGUCCAUCGCACCGGAAGUUGGAACAGCCUUUGCAAUUGCCACCUUUAACGCUUCACCGUGCAUACAUAUCAGUGGAAGACGGUUCGGAGUCCCGUGGGGCCUUGGUUCGAUCGAAACCAAUGUCCAAUUACAUGCUUCAGGUAGAACCAACAUCUUCUCAGCGAACUGGGUGGAUGGUCUUUAGAACCUACAGAGAUUUUGAAUCGCUUCAUGAGACCCUGGAAACCAUUUCAAGGCUAAACAAAAUACACAGUUUCGCGGACACUUACUCUUUACUACCUACGUGGAAAGGAUUGACAAACGGAGCCUUAGCAAAGUCUUUGGAACAAUACCUACAAGCUGCGCUUCAACACGAGUCUCUUGCAGAAUGUGAAAGAAUGAGACGUUUCCUUGAGAAGGAAGGUCCCGUCAGCCCCGAAUUGAAAACUGCGCCCACAAGGCCUGGUUUUUUCCCUACCCAGGCGGCGUUGGAAAAUGUUGGAAGGGGGGUCUUGGAUGCUUUAACUAACGCACCUAGGGGCGUCUCUAGUGGCAGCAAAACUGUUUUUAGUGGGAUGACUGGGGUGUUUGGAACAAAUUCAAGCAAGAAAUUCAGCUCGUUUCCAGAUGUCGAUAGCCCGCCACUUGAUGGCACUGCCCAGUCCGGGGACACAAUUGGCAGUGCGUCUCAGGCCAUUCAAAAUCCAAAAGCAGAAGAUAUGUCAUUAUCUAGGACAUCCAAAAGCGGCGUACCUGUUUCUGCUACCGAGCCCUCUUCAAGUGACGGCUCCCUCGACAGUUCAAGACCCACGAGAGCGACACCAAUACGCGGCAGCUCAGAUUAUUCUCCAAGCGAAGAUCCGGUCAACAAUUCGGAUCUAGAAACCAGGCACGUGGAGCAUGUGCCAUGCUUGGAUGGAUCCCCCGAGAAAAGUCCAAACGCAGUCAAUGUGGGCGAAGCAACUUCCGCUGAACACAGCAUCUCAGGAAACCAUACAUCUUCCAUAACACAUGAAGAGACUCGUAUCGCAAUUGAGCUCAUCUUUGCUGUUAUUAACGAAUUGUAUACUUUGUCUUCCGCCUGGAAUAUACGGCGAACUCUUUUGAAUGCGGCCAAAUCCUACAUCCUACGCCCCGGAAACCCAAACCUGGAGACAAUUCGUGGUCUUCUGCAGAAUUCAAUGAUCGAUGCCAAUACAUCGGACGAGGCAAUCGGGAUCUACCUUGUCAAACUGCGUGAGAAUGCCCUUCCAACCAAGUUUGAACUUGAUUCCUGGCCGCCGCCUCCCAGCGAGGCCGAAAAGGAGCGUUUGCGAGAAACAGCCCGAAGAGUGUUUGUACAGAGAGGGUUACCACAGGCACUAACAAGUGUGAUGGGAGCAGCUGCUAGCCGUGAGGCCCUUGAAAAGGUCUUUGACUGCCUUCAAGUCCAUAGUGUCGCGAGGGGUUUUGUUUUCUCUAUUUUACUGCAGGCCCUGAGAGCUAUUAUACUUUAGAGUACACGAAGCAUGCAGGUGUG
Molecule: messenger RNA, 3104 nt
Organism: Aspergillus steynii IBT 23096
Lineage: Eukaryota; Fungi; Ascomycota; Eurotiomycetes; Eurotiales; Aspergillaceae
Product: PX domain protein
Exons: 2
Coding region: 121-3081 (986 amino acids)
Cellular component (GO): intracellular membrane-bounded organelle
Molecular function (GO): phosphatidylinositol binding
Source: RefSeq, a predicted model, not a curated record